Molecule: messenger RNA, 120 nt
Organism: Paraglomus occultum
Lineage: Eukaryota; Fungi; Glomeromycota; Glomeromycetes; Paraglomerales; Paraglomeraceae
Source: the annotation of a GenBank genome assembly
AUGUCAAAAGAAAAACUUAUUCCUUACUCAGAUUACUUCGACGAGUAUACUGUUGAUAGCUGGCCCUACUCAAGCUUUAUCCGCUACGCUCUUAACAAAAGGUUGCUUCCGUUUGACCCU